Xyrichtys novacula (pearly razorfish) is the source of this 3592-nucleotide messenger RNA. The record is from the annotation of a GenBank genome assembly. NCBI's taxonomy places the organism in Eukaryota, Metazoa, Chordata, Actinopteri, Labriformes, Labridae.
AUGGGUACGUGUUUUCAUGCUCGGGUUGGAGGGAGAAUCCUUGUUCAUCUGGAGUUUUAAAGCGGAAAUAUUUCAAUAAUGGUUUGCAACAUUGAAGCUUAAUAUCUUUUGAACCUAUGUAGCUUUAACUUUGUUGUUUAUCAUCAGUUUGUUUGGAUAAAAUUGAAUGAUUUUGAAAGGAUGUCAGAUGUGCUCCAAGAUGGCUGCUCUGAUGGGCCGUGGAGUUAGCUGCUGAUGCUGAAGUGAACUCUAAAACGGCGUAAUUUACCAUUUUUUAAAUAUCUAUUGUUUUUCCUAUCGUUUGUCUUCCGUGACUGUUCACUGUGAGGAAUAUAGUCACAGUUUGAGAGCGUUAUGUUGCUAAAGGAAGGAAAGUUAGCAUUAGCUUUAGCAGUCAGGACGGUGGUGGUGUCAUGCUGCUGCGUUGUCUCAUUUAGGGCAAAACUGUGAAUAAUGCAGGUAGUGUUGACACAUUAGGAAGUAUGUACAGUAACAAAUGUACAUAUUAUCUCAAGGGACGGUUAGAUUUGUAUCAUUGCUGAAGUGCAUGCUGUGCUACAGUCGACCUAAAGCUCACACUAAUGCCAUGCUUGCUGAUAUGUAAGGAUAAUAAGACUUGUUGGCUUCAAAUGGGAACUAUCUACUGCUCAGGCUUUAUUCCUUUUAAUGUGACAAAUCUCUGCUGAGAUUUUUGGAUAAGUAAAUCAUGAUUUCAGUAGCUGAAUGUAUUUGUAUUGUAGUGAAUUAAUGUUGUGAAUAAGUCCUGACACAUGCUUGAGUGAAAUGAUGAGCCUCUUUAUGCGGAAUCCGAAUUAAAAUUGCGGACAACCUCUACCUUGGAGAACUGAUUGCUCAAGCAUUAACAAUAACUCAGUAGUAAAUCUGUAAAAUGCACAUGGCUCUAACUCGUGGUCCUGUUUUUUGUUUAUUCAGGUAUCUCAAGGGAUAACUGGCAUAAACGCCGCAAGACCGGCGGUAAACGCAAGCCCUACCACAAGAAAAGGAAGUAUGAGCUCGGACGUCCUCCUGCAAACACAAAGGUAUGACGAAAAGUGAAAGCCAGUGGUCUCUUCAUUUAACUUUCUGUGAUGAUGCGUGGGUGAUGAAAACGUGACCUUAGGUAGGUCUUUUUUUGGACCGUUUUGGUUCAAAAGUUUGGGCUUACCAAUGCUAGGAUUGUCAUAGUUACACUGACACGCUGUAAGAAAUAAUAUUUAUAUUUUUAAUUUGUCAUGGACAACCAGAAGUCUAUUUUAUCAUCUAUUUCAUGUGGUUCUUGCGUACCUUUGCACUAAACUUCAUUGUGUUUCUUCAGAUCGGAGCUCGCCGUAUCCACACAGUGAGGGUCCGUGGUGGGAACAAGAAGUACCGUGCUCUGAGGUUGGAUGUUGGAAACUUCUCAUGGGGCUCUGAGUGUAAGUUUAAGUUCCUAAAUACACUGAUUAACCUUUUUUAAAUGCUGCUUACCUUUCUAUGAGGAUAACUUUGUCCAGUUCUGCUACUGAAUGGAAGUGGUGAUAUUGAAGACUCUGAGAAAGACCUGUCGUUGACUUAUAUAUGCCUUGUUUUAAUUAAUCUCAUGGAAUGAGAGGUUGUAUUUUUAACCAAUGGCACUUAUAUUUUUCUACACAGGCUGCACACGCAAGACCAGGAUCAUCGAUGUGGUCUACAACGCCUCAAACAACGAGCUGGUCAGAACCAAGACCCUGGUGAAGAACUGCAUCGUCCUUGUCGACAGCCUUCCUUACAGGCAGUGGUAUGAGGCUCACUACGCCACUCCUCUGGGACGCAAGAAGGGAGCUAAGCUGGUAUGUGGAAAAGAAAUCCCUUAUUGUCUUGUUUCUAGGAUGGAGCACAAGUACUCCUGCAAGUUCUUAGGUUUUAUAGUCGAGUAUGAUGCUUAGUGUGGCUGAAGUUAUUUGUGUAAUACAGACUUUGUUGAAGAUGUUGCUCGAUUUAAGUUUAUUUAAAAGAGUUAUCACCUGGGUCACUCUAAAGAAACUCAUUAUUCCGUAACUUCUGCACUGUUGAGUGAUGUUUGGUGUGUGUGCACGUCUUUCCAUGAAGAUAACUUUGUCCAGUUCUGCUACUGAAUGAAAGUGGUGAUAACGACGACUCUGAGAAAGACCUGCACCCACAUCCUCCAGUCUUGCUUUCAGAUUGUGAUCACCCGCUGUUGGUCAGCAGGUUAAAGUUUGUCGUGUAUUUCUGAACAUUAACAUCCUCUCGUCUUCUGCAGACUCCUGAGGAGGAAGAGGUCCUGAACAAGAAGAGGUCAAAGAAGACCCAGAAGAAGUACGACGAGCGUAAAAAGACUGCAAAGAUCAGCACCCUCUUAGAGGAGCAGUUCCAGCAGGGAAAACUGCUCGGUGAGUCCCAGCUUUGUGUACAGUUGGAGCGCAGUAGCUGUCUAGAGUCAUCGUUUAGUUAUUUGCCAAUCAGUGUCCCUUUUUGCAGGACUAUUUCUCGUGUGCUGCUUUCUGAAAUCCAGUCUUAUAGACAACAGAAAGAAAAGCCAUCAGAUACAAUUAUGGAUGUUUAUUUUCAAAACUGACUUCUGCAGCCUGUAACACCUGUUUUUAAGACAGAGUUGCCAGGUUAUCAAGUAAAGAAGUUUAUCAAAAUGAUGGAAAAUAGGGAGAUGAGUCAAUAAGCUGAAUCUGUUUGUAGCCCUGCAUUUUACAAUGUCCUUCCAGCACAAUGAAGUAAGCUUCAAAGUCAGAAAUCUAAUGUGUGUUUAACAUGAGAUUUUUAUCAAUUGAUCAACAGCUGGUCAGUGACACAGCAUUUUACUUUUAAGUCUGUUGCUUGUUUUGCCUAAAAUGGUAAAUUGUACCUAUGUUUCAGUUAUCUGAAAAGAUAAUUAGUUGUAAAUUUAAAGCGUGAACACAAUAUUAUUGAUGCCUUUUAUGUCUGUCUUAAAUGUUUAUUCUUUUAUCAUAAACAUUAAUCUGCAGAUUACUUUAAAUAGUUUAUGGGGUCACAAGUUUUGAGGAACCAAGAAAAUUCUUCAAUAACAAAAAGCAAAACCCUUUUGAAUUCGGGCAAAAAAACUGUUUUCACAAAUAUCAGCUUUUGUUGCCCUUAGGUUUCCUCUCAGAUUGAAGGGUCAAAGGCUUUUUUUUUUUGUGGCACCCGUAAUCUAAGGCGCUGCCUGGUGUAGUUAAAGUCUUCCUAUGAAGAAAACUUUGUCCAGUUCUGCUACUGAAUGAAAGUGGUGAUAACGACGACUCUGAGGAAGACAUGUUACUCUCACUGACAUCUACUGCAGUGAACAUUCAAUCAAAAUGCUCUUCAAAAGGCUGGCAACAUCUCCUGUUUUAGCUGUGAGAGGGAACACCUUAAAGAUCCUCUACUCCUUGGAAGUCUCAGACUCCCUCUUAAAAAAAGGACUUCUCUGAGAUAAUUGGACUUUUGUACUUCACUGUGUAUUUUGAGUGUUCAUUUUGGACUGAUCAAGUCUCUCUUCUUCCGUCCUGCAGCUUGCAUCGCCUCCAGACCCGGCCAGUGCGGCAGGGCAGACGGCUACAUCCUGGAGGGCAAAGAGCUCGAGUUCUACCUGAGGAAGAUCAAGGCCAAGAAAGGCAAAUAG